Frankliniella occidentalis (western flower thrips) is the source of this 991-nucleotide messenger RNA. RefSeq names its product glucose dehydrogenase [FAD, quinone]-like. NCBI's taxonomy places the organism in Eukaryota, Metazoa, Arthropoda, Insecta, Thysanoptera, Thripidae. Bases 249 to 794 code for a protein of 181 amino acids. Gene Ontology annotation, molecular function: flavin adenine dinucleotide binding; oxidoreductase activity, acting on CH-OH group of donors. The transcript has 5 exons. The record is from RefSeq and is a predicted model, not a curated record.
CGAGUGAAAAAUAUGUCCCUUUUUUCCCCGUCAGAUAUUCGAAACCAGAUUAUCCGGACCUCCAACUGUUCCUGGCCAGCUCUUCCGACGCCACGGACGGGGGCGCCUUCCACGCGAAGGCACUCGGCAUCACGGACGAGGUGUACGAGGCCGUGUUCCGGCCCGUCGCCUUCCAAGACACGUACUCCUGUGUGCCUCAGUUGCUGCGGCCCGAGUCGCGGGGACACAUCCGCCUGCGCUCCGGGAGCAUGCUGGACAAGCCCGUCAUCCAGCCCAAUUACCUCAGCGUCCAGCGCGACGUGGACCUGCUGGUGGAAGGGGAGAAGUUCUGCAGACGGCUGGCGCAGACGAAGGCCAUGCAGGCACUCAACGUGACCAUCAACCCCAACAAGUUCCCCGCCUGCAGCCACCUGCCGUUCGAGUCUGACGAGUACGCCGCCUGCCAGGCGCGCCAGUACACCAUGACCAUCUACCACCCGGUGGGUACGUGCCGCAUGGGCCGGCGCGACGACCCGCUGGCCGUGGUGGACGAGCGCCUGCGCGUGCGCGGCGUGCGCGGGCUCCGCGUCGUGGACGCGUCCGUCAUGCCCGCCGUCCCCAGCGGCAACACCAACGCGCCCACCAUCAUGGUGGCCGAGAAGGCCGCCGACCUCAUCAAGGAGGACGCCGACCGCGGCGGAGAGAAGGCUGCGCUGGCGCGCACGCGCCCCGCCGCCCAGUGCGCCACUUGCGCGGACGCAGGCGCCGCCGCCCCGCCCCGGGCAGCGGCGAGGGGCCGCGACGAGGAGCUGUGAUAGGAGUCGAGGGGAGGGACUGAGCAGCAGCAGGACGAGGACCGCGGCUGCCGAACAAGGCUGUGAUUAACUGUGUGUCAUUGACUGCGGCGGAACCCAUAGAGGCGGUUCCACCGCAGCCUCUGUGAUUACAAAUACAAAGAAACUGUUAGAAUUGUACACAACAAUGUUUUUAGAAUAAAACUUAAUUAAACAUA